GGACUAGUGUCCAGAUCUUCACCAAAGAAGCCUAGAAGUCGGAGUAUCUUUAAAGCUCUCUUCUGUUGCCUUAGUGCACAGAAUGUCAGCCGACCAGGGGGCCCAUGUGAGGCUCCCAUCCAAAAGGAGGAGGCCCAGUCAACUCCAAAGGCGGAUCUGUUACAAUGUCUUCAGUACCAGUUCUACCAGAUUCCAGGUACCUCCUUGCUCCCUGAGGUAGCGCCCAGGGAUAAGGGGAAGAUAUGUAUGGUGAUUGAUUUGGAUGAAACACUAGUUCAUAGUUCUUUUAAGCCCAUCAGCAAUGCAGAUUUCAUAGUACCAGUGGAGAUUGAGGGGACCACUCAUCAGGUAUAUGUUCUGAAAAGGCCUUAUGUUGAUGAGUUUCUGGAAAGAAUGGGUCAGCUCUAUGAGUGUGUGCUAUUCACUGCUAGUCUUGCCAAGUAUGCUGAUCCAGUGACAGACCUUUUGGACAAAGAAGGGGUCUUCCGUUCCCGGCUCUUCAGAGAAGCUUGCGUCUUCCACCAGGGUUGCUAUGUCAAAGACUUGAGUCGACUAGGAAGAGACCUGAAGAAAACCAUUAUCUUAGACAAUUCUCCAGCAUCUUACAUCUUUCAUCCAGAAAAUGCAGUGCCUGUGCAGUCUUGGUUCGAUGAUAUGGGGGACACAGAGCUUUUAAGCCUCAUCCCAAUCUUCGAGGAGCUCAGUGACUCCGAGGACAUUUAUGCCAGUCUUGGCCAACUGAGGGCCCCUUGA
This is a messenger RNA of Staurois parvus, 753 nucleotides long. Lineage: Eukaryota; Metazoa; Chordata; Amphibia; Anura; Ranidae. The record is from the annotation of a GenBank genome assembly.